CCUAUUACAGCGUGAUUACAACGAAAUUUCACGGCAAAGGUCAGGUCUAUCUUUGGUUACCGAAUUUGGAAGAUUACGAGGAGAGCAGGUUGUGAUGCCCUCGGAGCAGGAAGAACAAAAAGGUAAAAAAGACGGAGAGAGUAUUGUUGAAAAAGGGAGUAAGUCAUUAAAUGAAGAUAGAAAAUCCCUACAAGGUGAGUCAGCGAAAGCAGUUAACGAAUCUACAAGGCCUUCCCGAGAGUCGUUAAGUCAAACUCCGGCCGAUAAAGUAACUGAAAGUGCUGGGAAAAGUUUCGGAAAGGUACCUGGAAAAGGUUCCGGAAUAGGUUUUCGAAAAGGCGCCGGAACAGAUCUUCAAAAAGGUGCCAGAACGCAUAUUCAAAAAAGUGCCGAAAUAGAUUUUCAAAGAGGUGCCGGAACAGAUUUUCGAAAAAGUGCCGGAGCAGAUUUUCGAGAAAGUGCCGGAAAAAAUUGUAGGAAAAGUACCACGAAAAACUCGGGAGAGGCUGCAGUUAGUGUUCCUCGUGGUACUGAUAGGAUCGCCGAUGACAGUUCGGGUACUCCAGGUUCGAGCCCAAGAAAAAGUAAUGAAUUUUCUGUAAAAAAUAUUCCGACCCCGAAAACAAGACCAAGUGAGGAAAGUGAUGUUCAAUGUUCGUGCUUAUCUGAUCCGUGCAGAAUUGCACGCGAGAGGGAGUCAGGUUUGCAGAACUGUGAUGAACCUUCAAAUUCCUUAGAGUUUGCGAUCCCAAGAAAAGGUCCUCUGUGUUGGUUCAUCAUGAUGGUGGCAAUAUUAAGCGCGAUCACUUUGAUAUAUCAGGCUGGACCUGGUAGUCUAAGAUUUGACGAAGACGAGGUGAUACGGCAUCCUGACUUCGAAACAUCCGCUAACCCAAGAAACAGUACCUCGACGAAUAGUACUUCACUGUUCUCGAGGGUGGCCAAAUUAAAUCCGGAGAGAACGCUUCAUCAUAUCGUGAAACGGGUCCCAGGUGAAGACAUUUCGCUGAUUUCGCCACUCGACGUAAGGGAAAACAGGACGGUGGAGUUUGCUUGCAAUCAUCGGCUGAGAGUGAUUCAUGACCAUCUGGUGGAAAUCAACGCGUCCCUUUUACCGGGUCUGGACCAAUUACGUCGCGAGUAUUGGAAACUACGCUUCAAAAUGGAGGCGAAUGUAUCGUUUCCAAAGUACAUUCUUGAACAUAACAAGCAAAUGAAUAUAGCGGUCGUGUUUUGCGCCCUGCCGAGAAAUCUGACAUUCUCCUAUAACUUCGUGAACUGCUCCAAUCAACUCCAGCCCAUCCGAGUCAUUUAUAACCCGCUGGCGCGUAGAGUUCUUGAUGAGUUUCGACAAAGUCUAGUUGACAACCCUGUUCAGGGUGAGAUCAUUGAUCGCUUUAGGUGCAUAGCUACAGCCAGCCCGCAAUUACCUGACAUGGUGCAACUCAUCUCAUUCCGGAUAUUGGCCGAUAUGAAUUUUGCGGACAGGGAAUUCACGUUAUAUACUUGCGCGACGAGCACUCGAAUUUGCACCGCAGCGUAUAGGUCAACUCUGCCGAUUGAAGCUAAGAUGGACAUCAACAACCUGAGAACGCAGUUUCUCGUAGCGCGCCGAAAUGCUACGAAAAAAAUGAAUUGGAGACAGAAUUCUCAAGUCAGCAUAAGUACUUGGUGUGAAACGGACUUUCAUGAAUAGAAAAAAGCCUGGCUUUAAACCUCUACGCUUGAAACCUAGUGCCCGUUUCGUAUUCAACAAAAUUACAGGAAUCUGGUUUCGUUCUCAUAACCUGAACGCAAAAAAAAAUGUAUGAACUAAACAAAGAAUUAAUUAUUAGA
Varroa destructor (honeybee mite) is the source of this 1836-nucleotide messenger RNA. RefSeq lists its product as uncharacterized. NCBI's taxonomy places the organism in Eukaryota, Metazoa, Arthropoda, Arachnida, Mesostigmata, Varroidae. The record is from RefSeq and is a predicted model, not a curated record.